CCGCGGAGCGGACCCAUUUAUUUGGUAUUUAUUUUUUAUUUUUUAAUAAAUUUCAAUAAAUUAUUGUAAUUUUACCCCUCUCCGCGGAGCUCUGUACAGUGCCGUGCAGCUUUGAUCAUUCCAACCAUCCUUUCUUUUGAACAACUACAAUGGAACAACCACAGAAUCUUCGCUCUCUUUUCGCUGCCGCAAUAGCUGAGAAGUCAGCUUUGGAGAUUCGCCCCGACUCUAACUCUGACCUAUAUCGUAGUGAAGUCAGUGCAACAAUAGCUAAAUUCGAGGAAUGCGCGCGGCUCGUUGCGGUGCUAUCGUUAUUCAGUUCGAACGAACCGCUGGAAGAUAUCGCAACUGGAGAUUUACAGUAUCUCACAGUGUCAUACCAUCUUGCGGAGCUCCUCCAAAGAUCAUAUAACUCCGACCGCAUGCCUACCCUUCGACGUGCACUCGAGCAAUAUGAAAACUAUCUCACGCGCUUAGACGAUUAUGAAUUACUCAAUGAUAAGGAUAAGAAGCUCUACGAACGAUAUACUGCGAACCCCACGUCCUUUUCGCUGACGUCUGCCAACGAUGCGGCGGCCCGGAGAGAGGUGAAGAUAAAUAGAUUCAGGGAGGAAAAGGAGCUUAAACAAAGGCUUCAGUACCUCUCCGAGAAUCGAAGCCGGCUCCAAACCGAUGAUGAAGAUGUUCGACAACUCUAUAUUGCAGAGAUCAAGUUGUAUACUCACCAGACAUUUCAGUCCUUGGACCUUCUUUCGCAGGAGCUGUCGAUGCUUUCGGCCAUUCGCAACGCGGCACCAGCCCCCGGUCAGAUCUUACCAGAAGACGCCAGACGACGGAAGGACGCCCAACAGUCGGAAUACUCUGAACGACUAGACCCUCCUGUUUCCCAACUUCUGCAGGGAGGCAGGUUCGGACCGAUAUUGAGUAAGGAUGGGAAACCAAUGCAACCAUUCACGCUCCUGGAUCGGCGGACACAGCUCCAGCAAGGUGUUUUCCGACCUGGCCAUAAUUUACCCACUAUGACCAUUGAUGAAUACCUGGAAGAAGAGAAGAGAAGAGGCGGCGUUGUCCAAGGCGGGGAGAAAUCCGGCAUGAAAGAGGAAGUAGAUGAGGAUGAUAUGGACAGGGCUGACGAAGAAACUAUGAAAGCAAGAGCUUGGGAUGAAUAUAAGGAAGCGAACCCGAGAGGUUCUGGCAAUACCUUGAAUAGAGGCUAAUAUUAAGAUAAAACUGCUAGGACACCUCUAAUGCAUCCAUGUAUCAUGCUUCUGGAGCGUAGUUCAUCCCAUCUCUGCCUUAUUCAUACCAGAUUACUUUUGCGCUGUUUGCUAAUUUUGCCUCAAGACUCGAUAAUGCCGAUUGCAGACUGUACAUAAUCUGAC
Aspergillus alliaceus is the source of this 1382-nucleotide messenger RNA. RefSeq names its product IGBP1/TAP42 family protein. Gene Ontology annotation, biological process: regulation of dephosphorylation; regulation of signal transduction. The coding region runs from base 150 to 1217 and encodes 355 amino acids. NCBI's taxonomy places the organism in Eukaryota, Fungi, Ascomycota, Eurotiomycetes, Eurotiales, Aspergillaceae. Gene Ontology annotation, cellular component: cytosol. The transcript is spliced from 3 exons. Gene Ontology annotation, molecular function: protein phosphatase 2A binding. The record is from RefSeq and is a predicted model, not a curated record.